Molecule: messenger RNA, 5676 nt
Organism: Xyrauchen texanus (razorback sucker)
Lineage: Eukaryota; Metazoa; Chordata; Actinopteri; Cypriniformes; Catostomidae
Product: golgin subfamily A member 2-like
Exons: 27
Coding region: 58-3231 (1057 amino acids)
Biological process (GO): Golgi organization
Cellular component (GO): Golgi apparatus; Golgi cisterna membrane; cis-Golgi network
Molecular function (GO): protein binding
Source: RefSeq, a predicted model, not a curated record
CGCGCGCGCUCAUGAUCUGAUGACGUGGUGCUGCCGUUCGCUCAGCUGCGUGAGAGGAUGGCGGACCAGAACAGGCAAACCAAACUCGCUGCAGCCAAGAAAAGGCUGAAGGAGUUUCAGCAGAAGACUACACCAUCUACAGGAAGUGCUGGACCAAAGAAGAAGAGGAAGGUCAAAGGAGAAGGUCAGCCCAACACACCUGCUGACAGACUCUCGCCAGACAAUGAUCAUGUGGAUGUGAUGAACCGGGUCUCUCCGGAUCUGGAGGAGACCAGCGCUGAACACGAGCGAGACUCGGCUGUGUGUAACCUCGCAUCUGCUAUUAACUCCGAGUGUGUCACUCAUAACGCUGUCCUGCAGCAGAACUCUACAGCAGAUUCAAAUGGUGAUCAGCAUCAUGUGGAAGAAAACAGCAGGACGCUGUCGUCUACAGAGAGUUUGAGACAGCUCUCCCAGCAGCUCAAUGGACUUCUGUCUGAGUCAACAACAUACAUCAAUGGAGAGAGCGGACCACCAACUGUCAGUGAGAAAGACCUGGAGAUUCGCAACCGAGAGCUGGCAGCGGCGCUGGACUCCAGCAUGCUAACAAACACUCAGCUCACAGCUAAACUCGAGACACUGACGAGGCAGACUCAAGAGCUUUCUGAGCAACUACAGAAGGAGCGUAAAGAGUUUGAACACAAGUUUAAUAAGGAACACGGCGCGAUUCGGGAACAGCUACAGGUACACAUUCAAACCAUCGGCAUCCUCGUAUCAGAGAAAUCAGACCUACAGACGGCCCUGUCUUACACACAGCAUGCAGCACGACAGAAAACCGUCGAGGCAGAGGAUCUGAACUCGAGGCUUCAUGCCAGUAAGCAGCGAGUGUCUGAACUCGAGAGAACAUUGUCUACGGUCUCUACUCAACAGAAACACUUUGAGAAGCAUAAUAAAGAACUUGAAAAGGAGAGAGACCGUUUACGAUUAGAAGUCCUCCGAUUUACUAAUUUGAAUGACGAGUCCAGACAGCAGAGCUCUGAACUUUCUGAGCAGCUCAAGCUGAGAGUAAACGAGAAUAACAGCAUGAAACUGGAACUGGAUGAAUUACGCAAGCGUCUGGAGAUGGCUGACGACAUGCUGCAACAGUUCUCCAGUGAGUCUGGUCAUCCAUCAGAGCAUCAGCAGGUUCAACUCCUCCUGGAAGAGAAACACCAGUUAGAGUCUCACACUGCUCAGCUGAUGGAGUCAGUCACUCAGCUGCAGGUAGAGAGAGAUCAGUAUGCCGUACAGAUACAAGAAGAGGGACAAGUGUGGAAAGACAAGACUGAACAACUGCUGUCACAGAUGCGUGUGAUGUCAGAGGAGAGGCACAGCAGUGCAGCUCAGAUUCAAGAGCUGCAGGAGAAAAUCACAGAACUGGAGAACGCUGCGGCUGUGAUGAGGAAAGAGCAGGAAGCUCAGUCAGUGUCACAGAUCUCGGGUCAGUCAGAAACUGAACUGGCCCUUCAGGAAACCAUCAACAACCUUCAACAUGAGAGAGACGCUCUCAGUCUACAGUUCCAAGCACAGGUGCGAGACAAUGAGCAGCUGAGUCGACUGGUUCAGGAACAAGAGACGAGACUGGAGCAACUGGAGAGACAAACUGAGCGCACCGCUGACGACGCUCAAAUUCGACUGCGCAUUUUAGAAGACGCACAAAGCGAUAAAGCCACCAUCAGCCGCGCGCUCGCGCAAAACAGAGACCUUAAAGAUCAGCUGGCCGAACUUCAGAACGGCUUUGUUAAGUUGACCAAUGAGAACAUGGAGUUGGCCAGCGCUCUUCAAUCAGAGCAGCACAUCAAGAAGGAGAUCGCUCAUAAGAUAGGUCAACUGCAGGAAGAUCUGCACAAUGCCAAAGAGCAGCUGCUGGAGAAGUCGCAGGAAGUGAUGUCGGUGCAGGAGCAGAGAGAUCAGUAUCUGGCCCAUCUGCAGCAGUACAUCGCUGGAUAUCAGCAGCUUGUGUCUGAACGAGAGCAUCUGCACAAGCAGUUCCUCCACCAGGUGCAGCUGAUGGACCGAUUGCAGCACGAUGAGGUGCAGGGCAAAGUUCAGCUGGAGCAGAGUCACCUGGAGCUCCAGCAGGCGCAGGAGAAGUUGAAUCAGCUGGCCAGAGACAAUGAAGAGUUGAAGACUGAAGUGCAGGAACUGUUGAACAGCUCCACACCAAAUCCAUCGUUCAGAGAUCAGGGUGAUGGGUUGGAAAGUCAGUCACUCCCAGAGAGCUUCCUGAAAUCUCAGAUUGCCAUUCCAGAAGACUUUGAGAGCAGAGAAGAUAUGGUGCAGUUUGUGCAUUUUGCUCUGUCACGUCUGGAGGAAGAGCGAGAUGAGAUGAGCCGGCAGUUUGAGGAAGAGCGGAGACUUCAUCACGCCGCACGGCAACAGAUGGCGGCCAUGAGCCACGAGCAUCAGCGUCAUCAUCAUCAUCACAACAGUGCACCUGGAGAAACAGGUGCGGCUUCAGCACAAUCACUCACACUCGGGGGCUCUGAUGGCGUUCCAGUGGAAGUUCAUGAGGCUCUGCGUGCUGCUAUGGAGAAGCUUCAGGAGCGUUUCACAGCUGUCAUGCAUGAGAAGGUGGAUCUGAAGGACAGGGUGGAGGAGCUCGAGCAUCGCUGCAUUCAACUUUCUGGAGAAACGGACACUAUCGGUGAAUACAUCGCGCUGUAUCAGAACCAGAGAGCCAUCAUGAAACAGAGACACUUUGAGAAAGAGCAGUACAUCAACAUCCUGGCCAAAGACAAAGAGGAGAUGAAGGUGAAGCUAGCAGAGCUGCAGGACCUGGUGAUGCGUUUGGUGAGCGAGAGAAAUGAGUGGUAUAGCAGGUGCAUGAGUCCCGUCAGUAAUCCAGACCUGCUGCUCACUGGAGAAGACCGUAUUCACCCUGCAGAGCGACUCGAGGAGCUCAACGGGGAGGACAGCCCAGCGAUUCUGGACAUGAGCUCAACGAUUGAUCUUCAGUCUUCAGCACCUCAGUCCAGCACAGAACCUGAGAUGCAGUACCAGAGCCCUGAGAGACCAGGAUCUGGAACAGACCUCUCCGCAGGCUCAUCUCUGAGACCCAAAGAAGACGGCACCGCCCGUCAGAUCAUGCAGCUUCUGCAGGAGAUCCAGAACCCUCAGGCCAGACCCCCUCCCUUCCUGGGAGAAAACCCCUGCAUCCCGUUCUUCUACCGGCCCGAUGAACAUGAUGAAGUGAAGAUCUUGGUGGUCUGAUAAACGUCUGUUCUGUCUCUCCUGUCUUGAAUCUCUCUCUGUCAGUCUAACGGGGCGAAUCAAAAUCUGUUGACCUGAUCUUUCCUGAUUGGGCAAUAUGGACACGGAUAUUAAGGGUGUUUUGGGAUUUUUGUUUUCUAGAGCAUCUCUCUGAUUUCUAGAAUAAAUGAGAGAAAUUCAAUGCUCUCUGGACUUCUGGAGAAAUUUGGCAUUUGGUUUUGGGUGUAAACCAGAUAUUCUAUAAACCAUAUCAGUUCUUGCUGCUCCUGUAUCCUUUGCCUGAUUGACUUUAUUUAUUUCCACUUUAUUAAAAAUUAGGUGCAAUAGGUGAAAAAGCUCCGCAAAGCCAAUGAUCCAUAUAAUUAAUGUUCCAUGAUUCAUAUAUAUUUUGUCCAAACAGUUGGAGUUGAUGCUAAAAGUUAACAGCAAUGGCUAUGGGACAGAAAAACACUUAAAAACACACACUAGGGCUCGAUAAGGAAUAUGAUUGAUUUGAUAGAGCAGGUUUGGAUGAGGGAUGAGAUUCUUUCUCAAGGAAUCAAAUAAUGAAUCGUUUGUUAGCUCGCAAAGCAAGUAGGGCAAAGUAUUGAGAAGGUAGUGUAAUGUAGAAUCACAACUAGGGACUGAAUCUGAGAACUAGGAACUGAAUCAGUACUGCAACCUGAAUCGGAGUACUAGGGACCGAAUCAGGGACUACAGUCCGAAUCGGAGAACUAGGAACCGAAUCGGAGAACUAGGGAGUGAAUCGGAGAACUAGUGACUGAAUCAGAGAACUAGAAACUAAAUCACAGAACUAGUGAUUGAAUCAGAGAACUAGGAACUAAAUCACAGAACUAGACUGAAUCAGAACUAGGAACUAAAUCACAGAAUUUGGGAUUGAAUCAGAGAACUAGGAACUAAAUCACAGAACUUGGGACUGAAUCAGAGAACUAGGAGCUAAAUCACAGAAUUAGGGACUUAAUCAGAGAACUAGGAACUAAAUCACAGAACUAGAGACUGAAUCAGAACUAAGAACUAAAUCCGAGAUCUAGGGACUGAAUCAGAGAACUAGGAAUUAAAUCACAGAACUAGGGACUGAAUUAGAGAAAUGGGGACUGAAUCAGAACUAGCAAAUGAAUCGGAGAACUAUGGACUGAAUCAGAACUAGGAAAUAAAAUAUAUCCUAGGGACUGAAUCAGAGAACUAGGAACUAAAUCACAGAACUAGGGACUGAAUUAGAGAAAUCGGGACUGAAUCAGAACUAGGAACCUAAAUCACAGAACUAGACCGAAUCAGAACUAGGAACUAAAUCACAGAACUAGGCAUCUGAAUCAGAGAACUAGGGACUGAAUCAGAGAACUAGGGACUGAAUCAGAGAACUAGGGACUGAAUCAGAGAACUAGGCAUCUGAAUCAGAGAACUAGGGACUGAAUCGGAGAACUAGGGACUGAAUCGGAGAACUAGCGACUGAAUCGGAGAACUAGGGAUUGAAUCAGAACUACAAACUAAAUCUGAACUAGAACAUUUUACAGAUUUAUGAAUCAUUUGGUUUGUGCUGUUUAGAAUUGUUUGAACAGGAAACGUAAGAAUUGUAAUAUCCAGUUUAUUGUUGUUUUUCUAAUAUGAACCGAGGGUUUGGAACAAAUGAAUCUGUUUUUGAAAUGUUUUAUGAACACAGACACAAGCACCAUGUGUUAGUCCAGUACGCAUGACCCAUCAAACCAAACCCUUUGGGAUGUUUGAGUGUUUAUAGAGAUGAUGUUUGAGGCUAACUCUAUGAUGCUAGCUGUGUGUCGGCUGAGAGAACGAGUGUCGAUGUGUAGAACAGUGAAGACUAGUGAACGAUGAUGUUAAGCGAUUGAUCGACUGUUUAAGUGCACAAGUUUAUGAAAGUUGUAUAUGUUAUAGAAAUAUCAGAGUUGGUAAUGAUUCCUUUUACAUGAGCAAGACUUAAAGAGUGACUCCAUCCCCAAACAUCCUUUAUUAGAGUGAAAACGGCCCUAAGAUACUUUCAAGAGGAUUAUGGGUGUUUACAAUCACUGCUCAAAUGGUUUGGGGAUUAUUGUUUAUGUAAUGCAUUAUAAAGCAUGUUAUACACCUUAUCAGUUGUGAUUUUAUAAGUGUAACCACAAUUAUAAUGCAUUAGAAUAUUUUCCCCUUCAUGGCUAUAUCUCAGAAUAUAAAGCAUUAUAGCACAUGACAUUAGGUGCUGAUUAAUUAUGUAUUCUAAAUGUAACUGAAUAAUUAAGUAGGUGGUUAUAAUUAUUUACACUCUGAUUUUGUGUGUAAUAUAUGUAUUAAUUAUAGGUUUAUAAUGUGUUAUACUUACACACUUCAUAGUGUGUGUUUAUUGUUUAUAUUCACCUGAAGAAUUUCAGAGUUCAGAAAACUGAAUAAAUCAUAUGAUCAUAUAUAUAUAUAUAUGGUUUAACUGGAACACAUGUUGGACGAGGAGAAUUAUAAAGG